GAGCUGCCUGGAUUCAUGUCUGAUGGAACCUUCACUAUUGGAGCCAUUUUCCCCAUGCAUUACCGAGUGGAGCUUCCACACACUGACUUCAAAAUGCCACCUGUUUCUGCCCAGUGCAGAGGGUUUGACCCACGUGCCUUCCGCUGGGCCUUAACCAUGAGGCUGGCUGUGGAGGAGAUCAACAACAGCAAAGAUUUACUACCUAACCACACACUGGGCUAUAAGAUUUUUGACUCCUGUGCCACGCCAGUGACAGCACAGAGAGCUGUUCUUGCAGUACUGAAUGGAGAAGACAGUAGAGAGAAUACAAUGUGUUCUGGUACCAGUCCUCUUCUGGCUAUAAUUGGGGAAUCUGGAUCAUCACAGUCCAUUGUAGUGUCCAGAACACUUCAACCUUUCAGAAUCCCAAUGAUCAGUUAUUUUUCGACUUGCUCUUGUCUGAGUGAUAGGACACAGUUCCCCACAUUUUUUAGAGUUGUGCCAAGUGAUGAUUACCAGGUAAAAGCCGUUGCUCAGCUUCUGAAACACUUUGGUUGGACAUGGAUCGGUGUGGUAACAGAGGAUCAUGAUUAUGGCAGAUUUGCAUUGCAGGGCUUAAAAAAGGAAAUAGAAAAUACUGACAUCUGUCUGGCCUACCAUGAAAUGAUCCCCAAAGACUACAACACAGAGAGAGUUCUUGAAAUACUCGAGGUGAUGAGAAGUUCCACUGCCCGAGUGGUGGUGGUGUUCUCAGGCGAGGGGGAGUUUUUUCCUUUCCUGAAAGAGUUCAGGAAACAGAACAUCACAGGGAUCCAGUGGAUUGCAAGUGAGGCGUGGGUCUCUGCCUCUGUGCUGGCUGAGACUUAUCCUUUCUUGGAUGGCACUAUUGGUUUUGCUGUCCGUAAGGGUCAUGUCCCAGGUCUUAGAGAUUACCUGAUGACAGUGGACCCAUGGCAUUACCCCUCUAAUGCCCUUGUACAGGAGCUAUGGGAGACUCUCUAUGGCUGUUCUCCCAAUAACACAACUGGAAAUAUCCAGUUGCCACCCUGCACAGGGCAUGAGAUUUUGCUAGAGCAGCACUCUGCCUAUAUGAACACCACAAGCCCUCGUGUUGCAUAUAAUGUGUACAAAGGUGUAUACGCUAUUGCUCAUUCCCUGCACAACCUCAUACAAUGCACCCCUGGCCAUGGCCCAUUCUUCAAUGCUUCAUGUGCUGAUAUUAAUAACAUCCAUCCAUGGCAGCUUCAGCACUAUCUUCAAGAUGUCUCCUUCUUCAUCUCAGACGAAAAAGUAAACUUUGAUAUGAAAGGGGAUUCUAUUCCAUCAUAUGAUCUCAUAAACUGGCAGAGGGAUGCGAAUAGACAGAUUCAGUUUGUGUCAGUCGGUCUGUAUGAUGAAGCAAAGGGUGCUGGGAAUGAGCUCAUUAUUGAUAAGGAGACAAUCAAGUGGACAGGACAACGGAAAGAGGUGCUGGUGUCUGUGUGUAGUGACAGCUGCCCUCCAGGAUCCCGGAAGGCUGUCCGUCCUGGGGAGCCUCUGUGCUGCUUUGACUGUGUACCAUGUGACAGUGGCAAGAUUAGCAAUGAGACAGAUUCAAUAGACUGCAUGUCCUGUCCUGAAGACUUUUGGUCAGAUGCUGAGGGAACUCACUGCAUACCCAAGGUUGUUGAAUUUCUUUCCCACGAUGCAAUGGGAGUGACUUUGACAGUGAUAGCAAUUGUAGGUGCCUGUCUCACAAUUUCUGUUCUAGCAGUAUUCCUCUAUUACAGAAACACUCCCAUUGUCCGUGUGAACAACUCAGAACUGAGUUUCUUCAUCCUAUUGUCUCUCACUCUAUGUUUCCUGUGUGCACUGGUGUUUAUCGGAGAACCUACAGACUGGUCCUGCAUGCUGCGCCACACUGCCUUCAGUAUCACAUUCUCCCUAUGCAUCUCAUGCAUCCUGGGCAAGACCUUAGUGGUCCUUGCUGCUUUCACAGCCACUCGGCCUGGAAACAACAUAAUGAAGUGGCUGGGGCCGAAGCAACAGAGGGUCAUCAUCUUCUCCUGUACUCUGGUUCAGGUGAUAAUCUGUGCUGCCUGGCUCAUUGCUGCUCCCCCUUUUCCCUCGAGAAAUACGCAGUACCAGCGCUCCAAAAUUAUUCUGGAGUGUAGCGUGGGCUCUGAUUUGGCUUUCUGGUGUGUUCUGGGGUAUAUUGGACUUCUGGCCUGUCUGUGUUUUGUGCUGGCCUUCUUAGCCCGGAAGCUCCCUGGAAACUUCAAUGAGGCAAAGUUCAUCACAUUUAGCAUGCUGAUCUUCUGUGCUGUUUGGUUAGCCUUUAUCCCAGCCUAUGUUAGCUCGCCUGGAAAGUUCACCGUAGCUGUGGAGAUUUUUGCCAUUUUGGCAUCCAGUUUUGGCCUAUUACUGUGCUUAUUUGCUCCAAAGUGUUACAUCAUCUUGGUACAACCGGAGAAGAACACUAAGCAUCACUUAAUGGGGAGAGAAAAAUAA
This is a messenger RNA of Alosa alosa (allis shad), 2469 nucleotides long. Its product is annotated as extracellular calcium-sensing receptor-like. Gene Ontology annotation, molecular function: G protein-coupled receptor activity. Lineage: Eukaryota; Metazoa; Chordata; Actinopteri; Clupeiformes; Clupeidae. The record is from RefSeq and is a predicted model, not a curated record. Gene Ontology annotation, cellular component: membrane. The transcript is spliced from 6 exons. Bases 16 to 2469 code for a protein of 817 amino acids. Gene Ontology annotation, biological process: G protein-coupled receptor signaling pathway.